Molecule: messenger RNA, 1524 nt
Organism: Symbiodinium sp. CCMP2592
Lineage: Eukaryota; Dinophyceae; Suessiales; Symbiodiniaceae
Source: the annotation of a GenBank genome assembly
AUGCUGAUGAGAUGGGUUACUUUGCAGUUGAAGUCAAUUGGCCAGCUAGCCUUGAUGUUCUACACUAUGUGCAGUGGGUUGAAUCAACUGAUAUACGAUUGCUUCCCUGGCAGAUUGGAUUACUUGGUCCGGCUCCUCGAUGCUUCGCUCCUCCUGGUUUGGAGGAGCUCGGUGGGCGGUCUCUACAGGCCGAACAGUCCCGACGACGACGACGACGACGUCCCCAACGGCCUUGCCGCGAUUUCCAAGGUUUCUCAGGACCAGUCUCCCGGCACCCCAGCCGCAGCGGGCGACUUCGGCUUCAAGGUCUUGACGUCCAGCGACCCUGCUGAGAAGACGAAAAAGUUGUCGGCCGAGCUGGCAAACGGACGCCUCGCGAUGAUGGCUAUCAUUGGCAUGUUCUUCCAGGACGGACUCACUGGCAGCGCGUGGGGAGACUGGGCCAACUACACCGCCUCGCCUCUGCGUGCAUUCGAGAGCGAGCUCGGAGUGCAGGCCCCCCUCGGCUUUUUCGAUCCCUUCGGAUUGACGAAGGACGGCGACAUGGAGGCUUUCAAGCGCCGUCGCGCAACGGAGCUGAAGAACGGCCGCGUGGCGAUGCUUGCCACUAUGGGCUACAUUGUUCCUGAGUACUUCCGCUUCCCAGGAUACUGCGCACCCUCCGCGGGGCUCAAGUUCACAGACAUCCCGAACGGCCUGGCGGCGCUGAGCAAGGUUCCGGGGGCCGGCUGGACCCAGAUCUUCCUCUUCCUGGGCCUCGUGGAGAAGGGCCUCUACACCUUCGACCCCACCCGCCAGCCUGGGGACUACAAGAACGCAGGUGUUCUCGGCGUGCCGAACGGCAGCACCAUGGCUCCUGGUGAAGGCCGCAAUCGCAAGCUGAAUUCUGAGAUUGCCAACGGACGGCUGGCAAUGAUGGCCAUCAUCGGCAUGUUCUUCCAGGACGGUCUCACGGGCAGUGCGUGGGGUGAUUGGGCCGCGUACACCGAUUCUCCUCUCCGUGCCUUUGAGAAUGAGCUGGGCGUUCAGGCUCCGGUGGGCUACUUCGACCCCCUGGGAAUGUCGAAGGAUGGCGAUGAGAAAGUGUUCCGUCGCCGGCGGGAGAGCGAACUGAAGAACGGGCGCGUUGCCAUGUUCGCUACGAUGGGAUUUAUCGCACCGGAGUACUUCCGCUUCCCUGGAUACCUGUCGCCAGCAAGGGACUUGAAAUUCGCGGACGUCCCCAACGGCCUGGCUGCACUCUCGAAGGUUCCUUUCCUGGGCUGGAUUCAGAUCAUCGGCUUCUGCGGCAUGAUCGACUUCGGGCUCUACAGGGCCGAUCCCUCCCGUGACCCGGGUGACUAUGAGAACGCCGGAAUCCUGGGCGUGCCGAACGCCAGCGGCCCCAUGGCAGAUGCUGAGGGCCGAAAGAGGAAGCUGAACUCUGAGUUGGCAAACGGCCGCCUUGCCAUGGUGGCCAUCACCGGGAUGCUCUUCCAAAACGGAAUGUUCGGAACCACUGGACCAGCAAUGUGGGGAUUUUGA